CCUCUAGCUCGACUCGGCCUGGAGCGCGGGAAAACUCGCGCCGACCCAACAACCCGCCACCCGAGGUUUCCAUCUUUAAAAAUAAUCCACCGAAACGCAUUCGAAGAAUCGAUCAUAUUUUCGAUAACACUGUAACGCCGUGUUUAUUAUUAUGAUAACUGUUUAAAUUAAACUUAGUACAAAGACUAUAGAUUUGUUGUAUAGACUGUGUGUUGUAAACUGUGUGACCAGUGUGUGUGUGACACUAUGGAUUUAUGGUGAUAUAAACAGAAGUGACAUUGUGCAUGACCACUGCGAUCAUACGAGUUCAAUUCAAGUUUGGAUGUCUUAAAAUAAGAUGAUGCACAGUUUAUUGGCUGAUCUUGAAGACUGAUUAAAAUAAUUACUAAGCCAAUUAGGAAAUGAUAGGUCCAUGAAGUUUCUCCCCAGGACGGACUCGUUUCAGGUUGUGAUCCUCGAAAGAGUCCAAAUACUGCAAUGACUACUGCGAUGGCUGCUCACCAAGAAUCUAUCCACGAGAGACUACAGCCUGCACCUGAGGAACCUUUGUACCUGCACCAUGAAGCGUCGUCAUGGCCGGAGUCGUCCGACCACCAGGACGAGCACAGCACCGACAUGUCCCCAUACUACAACAUGCCAAAAAGAAACAAGAGAAAGAAUUUCAAGCCGCGUUGUGCUCCCAACACUACAGCAUUCUCGGACGACUCCAACGGAGCGAACUGUGAUGAAACGGGCAGUCCUAUCAACGGAAACGAUAGAACGACCCCAGAAAAUGUCGGCGAAGACGACAAGGACGAUGGCAAUUACACUAAAAUUGGUGUCAAAAACUUCAGUCUCCUUAAAGGUGGCGCAGUUGACCUAAGCAGAAGACUGAGCACUGACUCCAAUGAAAACAUAGACUCAAAUUACCAAAAUAGGUUACCGGAGGAUAAGAAAGUAGACUCGUUUCAACAUUCGUACAUACAUAGUUUACAAAUAAACCAGGGCGCCGAGAGAGAUCGGACCGUCCUGAACUUUAGUAAUUUACAAAAUAAGACGUUUUGUGCCAAAAAUCCUUUUGCUAUAUCUCAACUAAUCAAGACUAACUCACCGCCAAGAAGAAGGGACUCAGACUCGGACGAAGAUAAGGGUCAGGAUAUAAAUGCAAAUGAGAGAUUAGAGGAGAACCAGGAGCAGAUGGAAACGAAUGAGACUCAACAGAAUGGUGACGCAUCAAAUGCUACAAAUAGAAUAUUAAGAGAUUACGCCAUGAACACCAUGAAGGAACUACUCGGAAUAUACGGAUUAUCUUCUAAUGAAGUCGCUGAUGCUAUCAGUGGACAGAUCAGAGCUUUAGAAGCUCUACAAGGUAAACCAUUUACGCAGCUGCCUUUAGGUUUGAAGAGGCGGCAUGAUUCUGGAAUGGAAGAUGGUACUGACAGGAGUAUGAGGAGAUCCUCAUCAGCUACUGAGGAUGAGGGUUCCACAAACAUUACACCACCGAAAACACCAGACAAUGACAUUGAGGCUCAGAGACAAAGAGCGUUGCAGAUUAUAAACCAGCAGUCAAUGAGGCUGUUCAACAGAUCUCAAGGUCAAGAGGAAGAUGGAAGUGGAUCUGAUGAUGGAGAUCAAACUCUUGACCUUAGCGUAUCAAGAGAUACUGAUGGACAGGAACAAUCGGCGACCUCGAGCGCCGCCAACAGUGUAUCGGAAUUUGAGCAACAAAAUCUUCUGAUGAGGAAAAAUUUAGAGGAUCUAGCUAAUUUACAAAUGCAGGGUUUCUUCCAAAAGCAAUCAUCAAUGGAUGCAGAUGAUUCGCAAGAAAGAAAACUGCAGGCGAGCGGUCUGCUCUCGGCGUUGAAUCAUUUGGACCAGGCACGGAAGAAUUCUUUGCAGACCACAGUCGACUACUCCAGAUACGUUAAGAGGUACAGCUCAACUCUAGAAUGCGGUUCCUCAUACUGCAAGGACCUGGGUUACCGGGAGCAUUUCCACUGCAUGGACUGCACUGCCAGGGUGUUCUGCAAGAAAGAGGAGAUGAUCAGACACUUCAAGUGGCACAAGAAACGUGACGAAUCCCUCGCCCAUGGCUUCAUGAGAUACUCUCCCCUGGACGACUGUUCUGAGAGAUUCAGCGACUGUCCUCACAACCGUAGCCAAACCCACUACCACUGCAUCCAAGAUGGCUGCGAUAAGGUAUACAUAUCAACUUCAGACGUGCAAAUGCACGCCAAUUACCACAGGAAAGACUCUGCUAUCCUUCAGGAAGGUUUCCAAAGGUUCAGGGCUACUGAGAGCUGCGCUGCUCCUCAUUGCGUCUUCGCCGGUCAAAGGACCACGCAUUUCCACUGCAGAAGACCAGGAUGCACUUAUACCUUCAAGAAUAAGGCUGAUAUGGAGAAACACAAGACCUACCACAUCAAAGACGAAGCCUUAUCCAAAGAUGGGUUCAAGAAAUAUAUGAAAAAUGAAGCCUGUCCGUACCGCGACUGUCGGUUCAGUAAGACGUGCAACCAUAUCCACUGCAUCAGGCCCCAUUGCAACUAUGUGCUGCAUUCCAGCAGUCAGAUCUUCACCCAUAAGAGGAAGCAUGAGAGGAAGGAACAAGAAAUGAGUUUUGGGCUUCCUACUUCGGUGAUUCAGAACGCGCUGAUGCAACCAGGAGCUGACUUAAGCAUGUACUCCCCAGGAGGAAAUGUCCUCGUCGAUGACGAUAUGUCCAAUCCAAUGAUGGAUUCUGACUACCCGCAUCCAUUUAAUCCAGCAUUAGUCGAAGAGAUUUCGAGGAAAUAUAUCGAGACAUUCAAUGGAGGCAAAGAGGCUGAAGACAAAUGCAACAAAUGCAGCGCUUUCAACAAGCAUUAUCAUUGCUUGGCUGAUGGCUGUAAAAUGGCACACAGCUGCCACACUACCAUGGUAAAACACGUGAUGGAACACGAGCAACAGAACCAAGUCACUGAAGCCUACUUCGUAACCUACACCCGGAACAACCCUUGCGGCAACUCUGCCUGCCAACAUAUCAGAGACAUCACCCAUUACCACUGCACCUGGGAGAACUGUGGAGCAGUCAUCCUAUCCUCCGAAGAGCAUCCAUUCAGACGUUUGGAACACCAUCGCCAGCACGCGAUUCUGAGCCCAAUGUCUCCGAACUUAGCGUCUAGAUUCGCUCCAAACUUCCCGCCUCAACUGUCAGCCCAGCUGCAUCCAAAUAUGGCGGCUCAACUCGGUCAAGUCCCGAAUUUACCCAAUCUUCCGCCAAACUUGGCACAAUUGGCCCAAAUGGCACCAAGCUUGUCUUCGCAGUUGACACCAAACUUGCAAGCUCAGUUGAACCUUGGGCCCAACCCUGGAGUGGUUCCUCAGCAAGUCAACCCAUCGAGUUCGUUAGAUGAAAUGUUCAGCAGAAAAAGGGGCAGGCCCCCGAAGAACAGGGUCGUGGAAGUAUACACUGACAAUAUCACUCCGACAGCCAUAUUUACAUCGUUCAAGUUACCGAAGAGUAAUCAGUUACCGCCGGUCAUCCAGUCACCGGUUAUUCCAACAAUUGAAGAAUUCCCUCGCAUCAAGUUCCAACACUUUGAAGUGUUCACCAGCCCUGACACCUGCUCGUCCUCCUACCCCGCCUGCCAGCUCCGCAUGGCGCGACUCCAUCUCCACUGCUCCAACUGCAGCUUUGCUGGCGAAACCCACAUCAUCAUGGAGACUCACAUGAGAGAAGUUCAUGGUGUCAGUCCAUUAUUAGAAGGAUUCGACUAUUUCGCUUCAUUCGACCAGUGUGGUGGGAAGAGCUGCUUCAAGAACCAACUGCGCUCUCAUUUCCACUGCGCCCAGGGUAAUAAUUGCCCAGCUAUUUUGACACAGUACUCUGCGUUGGCUACUCACAAACACGGCAGGGGUACUCCUGUGAUCAAGAGUGAGACAGACCAAGAGAAGCAAUUCGAGGAAGCCAAAGAUUAUUCUUUGAAAGAGAGGGCUUCAGUAGACAGUGUCAGCUCAAUGAAGGAGCCCAACGAGUCUUUCACUCCAGCAAACUUCUCGAUCAAGAGUGAGUUUGAAAGAGAACAGGAUAGCGUGUCCGUAGUAAAAGCGACCGGUACCUUCUACCCGUCAUCACAUCUCCGAAGUAAUACUUCGUCUCCGUCACCAAGAAGCAUCUAUGAUGCCUCACCUUCAAAGGAAAUGAAGCCUCGUAUGGAUUACGAUCAUAAGAAAGUCUUUGAGCCUCCGAAGAUCACAGGACCAACGAUCCCACCUUCGUGCCAUGAUCAGACUUGUCCUUUGAAUAAGAACUCCACGGGAAUGAACCUGCAUUACCAUUGUCCUCAUUGCAGUCAAGCUUAUGUGGAUCUGAAGCUGCUGUUCAGUCAUAUGGUGAAGAAGCACAGCAAUUCCAUGGAACCUGGUCCAGUUGGACUGGCAGCUACUAAGGAGACUUUGGAGAGGGAAUAUCCUGAGAUAUCGAUAUUGCCUUCUACUGCAUCAUCAUCGUCCACCAGUCAGGCACCUUCUCCGAGCCACAGUCAGCGACCUCCGAAUCCUGCUGAUCAGGUGCAGGCAGUGCAAAGCCUCCUUCUGCAACAGUAUCUAGCAGGUGGCAGGAAGGGAAGCCUCCAAGAACAACUGAAGAUGCAGCAACAGUACACAGCAUCACUAGCUGGUCUUCCAGGACUGGCACAAGUUGCUUUAUUCUCACAGGGUGGUUCUCCAUUCUCCCUGUACCCUACAAUGCUGUACCCACCAGAACUGCUGCUGGAACAGAGUCUUCUUCAAGGUCAUGGUCUACCACCAGGUCUGGAUAAGGAGGCUGAAAUGAUUGCCAAGACCAGGCGAACCCACACCACGCGUGGCCCUCACAUGCGUGUCAUGAAGGACGAGCCCAUCCCUGAAGGCUACCUCCGCUUCAGGUUCAACGAGGACUGUGCUUACCAGCACUGUGGAUACAGGGAACAUCAAACGCAUUUCCAUUGCACAAGAAAGGAUUGUGGCUACUCAUUCUGUGACAAGACGAGAUUCGUCCAACAUACUGCUAGACAUGAAAGAUUGGACACAUUAAUGGGCGGUGACUUCCAGCAGUACCGAGCUAAUGUCUACUGCAAGCGACCGGAGUGCCCACACGCAUCGACAUUCGGAACAGGACAGAACAAGGCAUCUCACUUCCACUGCCUGAAGUGUGACUUCGUGUGCACUGACACCAACAAGGUCGUGGCCCACCGUCGGCAGCAUCAGAAACUUGACUCCAUCCAGGCUGCUGGCUUCGAGAAGUUCCCACCUAGCAAAGGUUGUGGCUACGAGCCCCAGUGUAUCCACAGCAAGAAACAAACCCACUACCACUGCUUACAGUGCGGUUUCGCCGUCCUCGGUCUCUCUCAAAUGACGUCACACAAGUACAAACACCAGGAAGCAAACCUUGGACCCUCCACAAGCGGUACCAACUGACUAGAGACUUAACGAAAAGUGACUUUGUAACAAGCAAGAAAUGAACCUAAGACUUUCGAAAAGUGAAUGAUGUGGAAAGAAUGUGUAAUUUGUAGCACAGUUUAUGUCUGAGAUUCAGGCUAGAUAUUGUUCAAGUGCCUAGAUUUAGGAGAACCUAAAAUGUCAUUCAGACAUAGAAUUUCGAUUCCCUGAAAUAUGUAGAAUUAGGAGCUAACGCGUCACUCAAUUUUGAACGUUAAAUUGACAGUGAUAGAGUUUAUAUUGUAAUGUCACUGUGACGUAUACUUCUACCUAAUUCUACUAAAAUCUAUCUAAAUAGUAGAUUCCCUCAAAACUUGUGCCUUAGUCACAACACCGGAUAUCUUAGUGGCAAAUGAUUUUGUGCCAAAACCGUAACUAGUUGAAAACUAUUGUUGAAUUUAUUGAAGCGAUUAUAUGUGCGAGGAGUCGUGUGUUUAGUAUAUUUUCCUAAAAAUGUAUGAACAAAUGUGAAUAACCCGUAGAUGCAACUGCAUGCAUGUUUAUCUAGUUAUAGCAACAAUCUUUACAUUUUAUUAUUACUUUGGUCUUUUUAAACUUAAACUGCAGUAAGUAGACUUAAACCAGAAGGCUGUUGCUAAAAUAUAGAUACAAAUUAUAUUUAAAAAAGUGUGUAUUUCCUAAAUCCUGACCAAUCUUAGUUGUUAGUUUAUAUAAAUAUUUAUAUUUAUUACUUCCCCAUGAAAAAGACAUUUUUACGAAUAGUAUUAUUAAAUGUAGAACUUCGUGAAAUUAUAUUAAAAAAAGAAAACAUAUUUAAGGCAAUAAAAUUUGGGUUAAGAACGCCACUUUGUGCCUGGAGGGUAAAAUUCAUGACAAUAUCAUCUUUUGGGAUAAAUUCUGGUAGAAAAAAUACUCAUUAAAAAACCCUAUCGACUUAUUUAACAUCAAAACACAUCACUAUCAGAAAUUAUCGCAAAACAAUCUAGUUUUACAUUCGAAAAAAUAUUAUAUUUAAUAAAAAAAACAUAUUUAAUUAAAAAAGGUCAAUUCUAUAACAAAAUACAACUUGUAAAUAAGAUUAGAUUAUAUAUAAAACAUAAUGUUAAUAAAAAAAUGUAAUUGUUACAGAAAUAUUGGUAAAAAAAAUAUUAAUAUGUAAAAAAAAAACAUUAGGACAUUUAUGUACAGUUAAAAAAAUCGAGUGCUAAUGUUUGUGAUUCAUGAGGUAGCCAUAAAAUGCCAUAAAUAUUUUCAAUAAGUAAUAUUAUUAAUUGUUUUCAUCUCAGUUACGAGAUUUAGAACUUUUUUCAAUGUGAUUGGUGAGAUAUUGAAUAUUAAAUUAAUGCAAGAGAACAAUAUUUUAAAAGUAUUAAUUUAACUAAAAACGUAAAUAUAUGGAGAAAAGUUGUACUAGUGUCCGCUGCUCGUAAUGAAGAGUCCCUCUGUGACUCGAAAUUAGUAGAGUGUUUCUCCAUUAAUUUUACUGUGGUUUUUAGUUAAUUUAGUAUGUCUCACGAUAGUAUUAACUCGCAAUUUUCGCAAAAAUACAAAAUUCGAAAUCUCGUAACAAGACGAAACACAUUUUUAUUUCAGUAUUAGAUUUAUAAAUCUGUGUCCUUCUAAAAUACACCUUUUGCAUUCCUGAUUUUUGAUUCCUGGCGUCCGUUUGAGCCAUUUAGUUUUAGAAAAUGGUCGAUGUUGGUUCUAUCGACCAUUUCUGUGACCAAAACUGUUUUACACCCUAUCCCUAGCAUGUAUCAUCAGUAUUUUGUAGCUUAAGGUCUAUUCCGUUGUUCCUAUUACGUCAUCUACUUUGCAAAUAUGUUUAAUAUUUUAAUUUAUAAACUCUAUUUUAAUCUCCAACAGUUCACUUAUAGUAAAAUAAUUUAAGUAAAAAUCAUUCAUUUAUAAUUUAUAAUAAUGUUUUAAAAUUUUAAAAAUUAAAACACAUAGUAGAAUGUCUCCGAUUUUUUUAUUUUUUACUUAAAAUUUAUUAUCCGAGAAUAAAUUGUAGAAUGGAUUUUUUAACACAGAAAUUAUAAAUUCUACGUUUUAUUUUGUACAGCGGUAUAAUCCUCACUGUUUAGACUUUAGUUUCUUAUCUUAGCAUUUCUCAUUUAUUUUAUUUUUUAUCAGAAUAGGCGGUGCCAUAACGAAUUAGUCAGAUUUUAUUUAGAAAUAUCUUAUACCGUUUUGGUCUGUACAUCUAUUUUAUAAUAAAGGCAAAUACAUUUUAGCAAAUAAAGUAUGAAGUAUAAAAUAAAAUACAAUAUAAAGUCAUAUUUUCCAAUUACACAAACAAGACUCCAUCUCCGAGUUUCUCUGACAUUAAAAUAAUUAAAAAUAAUUGGCUCAUUUACGAAUCGGCAUUAAAAUAAAAUAAAACUCACUAUUUUUUGUUGUUUGUUAUCUAAUUUUAUUUUCUCUGUUUUUAUUUUUUCAACUCUCUUUUUAAGUUUUCAAUUUCACAACAUUUUUUUUAUUGAAUAAAAAUAAAAACUAUAAUUUAAUCGCGUAUUUAUGUAUUUUAGAAUACGUAGCUUUAAUUGUAAUCUUCGUUAAUUUAAAUUAAAAAAAUAUAAUGAUUUGUCCCUACGAAUACAGUAUUUUGUCUGCUAAUUAUUAAAAGCUGUUGACUGGAGUGUUUUUCAAAACCUGUUUUUUUUACAAAAAAUAUAUAAAUAAAUACAGAAUGCGUGUGGUACAAAAUUUUGUUUAAAGUUAAAGAUAAUGUUUGACAAUUGUAUUGUAAAGCAUUCAGUUUGUUUGAAUUGGUAUGAUAUAGUUUAGUAUUGUUUACCUCAUGAGUUCUAGGAAUAAAACAAGAAUUAUCCUUAUAA
This is a messenger RNA of Spodoptera frugiperda (fall armyworm), 8240 nucleotides long. RefSeq lists its product as uncharacterized. The transcript has 25 exons. Gene Ontology annotation, cellular component: nucleus. The record is from RefSeq and is a predicted model, not a curated record. Bases 478 to 5418 code for a protein of 1646 amino acids. Gene Ontology annotation, molecular function: RNA polymerase II transcription regulatory region sequence-specific DNA binding; DNA-binding transcription factor activity, RNA polymerase II-specific. Gene Ontology annotation, biological process: positive regulation of transcription by RNA polymerase II; regulation of neuron differentiation. Lineage: Eukaryota; Metazoa; Arthropoda; Insecta; Lepidoptera; Noctuidae.